AUGAAGUGUGUAACAGAAGUAUUGGCGAUUCUUACUUACGCUCCACAGGUGCAGUUUGUUACUGCUACUGUAAAGAAGGCUAAAUUAUUGCCGUUUAACAAUAAACCAUUUGCUCGUGUAAUGUUAUUCGAAAGGCGUCAUCUAUUAGAGCAGAAGCAAACAACAGUAAUACCAACAACAAUUUGUGGUCGAUGUCUUACCACUGACUGCUCUCAACAAAGGCAGUCCACAUCAAAUUCACCGUCGUCUUCUUCUUUAGCUGACUGUUCAUCUACCGCACGUGGGGCUCAACAAUCUACGGACGUGAUCUUUUCAGAAUCUUUUUUGUUUCAUGUAACUCCUGAAAUGCUCGACAGAUGUCAUAUCGUGAUUGAAAUGUAUGAUACUAAUCCAGAAGAUUGCAAUAGUGGACCAAUACCAAUAGGUCAUUGCGUAAUUGGCCCAAUGUGCACUGGGCCCGGAUGUGCUCAUUGGUUACAAAUGAUCCGAAAAACGGGUUUACCAGCUUGUAUGUGGCACCGAUUACUAAAAAGUUAG
This is a messenger RNA of Thelazia callipaeda (thelaziosis nematode), 537 nucleotides long. Lineage: Eukaryota; Metazoa; Nematoda; Chromadorea; Rhabditida; Thelaziidae. The record is from the annotation of a GenBank genome assembly.